This is a messenger RNA of Dendrobium catenatum, 1521 nucleotides long. Its product is annotated as gibberellin 20 oxidase 1-B-like. The record is from RefSeq and is a predicted model, not a curated record. NCBI's taxonomy places the organism in Eukaryota, Viridiplantae, Streptophyta, Magnoliopsida, Asparagales, Orchidaceae. Gene Ontology annotation, biological process: response to light stimulus; unidimensional cell growth; flower development. The transcript is spliced from 5 exons. Gene Ontology annotation, molecular function: gibberellin 20-oxidase activity.
CGCGGUAUAGCAGGAGCAAUGGUACACCGUCGGGCCGCCGACGGGCCUCCCGAAUCGCCUCAACGGCCCAUGGAAGCCACCGACAAUUUACAUAAGUGCAAUCCGUCGCCGUCACAACUUCCACUGGUGUUCGACGCCGCGGUUAUGAGCCAAAAGGCAGAAAUACCUUCCCAAUUCGUAUGGCCUGAAGAGGAGACGCCAAAGUCGGACGCUCAGGACGAGCUCUCCCUUCCCCUUAUCGACCUUGACAUGUUUCUCUCAGGCCAGCCGGAGGCCGAGGCCGAGGUGGCCCGGCUUGUAGGGGAAGCCUGCGCAAAGCACGGGUUCUUCCAAGUAGUGAACCAUCGCAUCGACCCAACGCUAGUUGCCGAUGCCCACCGAUGCGUCGAAGCCUUCUUCUCGAUGCCGCUAAGCGAAAAGCAGAAAACGCAGAGGAAUCCCGGUGAGAGCUGCGGCUACGCGAGCAGCUUCACCGGCCGCUUCUCUUCCAAACUCCCUUGGAAGGAAACGCUCUCCUUCCGCUUCUCCCCUUCCUCUUCGUCCAUCGUCCUCAACUAUUUUGUCGGCAAGCUCGGAGAACAAUUCCGACACUUCGGGGAGGUGUACCAGAACUACUGCGAGGCCAUGAACACGCUGUCGCUGAAGAUAAUGGAAAUACUUGGAAUAAGCCUCGGCGUUGGCCGCGCACACUUCAGUGACUUCUUCCAAGGCAACGAUUCCAUAAUGAGGCUCAACUACUACCCGCCAUGCCAGAUGCCGGUGCUCACGCUGGGGACGGGCCCCCACUGCGACCCAACCUCAUUGACUAUUCUCCACCAGGACGACGUCGGUGGCCUUCAGGUCUUCGUUGACAGCAAGUGGCGCACCGUCAGCCCCAAAACCAACGCCUUUAUCGUUAACAUCGGCGACACCUUCAUGGCACUGUCAAACCAGAGGUACAAAAGCUGCCUUCACCGCGCGGUGGUGAACAGUCAAAAGCCGAGGAAGUCGCUGGCUUUCUUCCUUAGCCCAGAGAUGGAUAAGUUGGUGCAGCCUCCGACAGAGCUUGUUGAUUCCAACAACCCGAGGAUUUAUCCGGACUUCACUUGGUCGGCCCUGCUUGAAUUCACCCAGAAGCAUUACAGAGCCGAUAUGAACACCAUGGACGCAUUCUCCAAGUGGAUUCAGAAGACCAUCAAGAACUAAAUUUUACCUUCUAUUUCUUCUUUUGAUAGGAACAAGAACGCGCGGGAGACGAGCACAGAGAUCGAAGGUGAUGUAUCUCAAAAAAGAUACGAUAAGGAGGCUCUGUUAAACGACGGAUUAGCAAAAGAAAUUUUAACUUCCAAGGCGUUUUUAAUUGAAUUGGAGCGAAAAUGGAAGAAUGAGAUGUUGACAGCUCCUGCUAUUAUGGCCUACAACCGUUGGCCAGUUCGAUGGCAGAGAGUGAGGAGGAGGACUGAGUUGGUCGAAGUGGAGAAUGAUUCUUCCGCCAAUUCUUGCUCUGUUUUCUUUUGUCGUUUUGGCCUAAACCAUUAUUAG